CGAGUUGCGUCGUGUAUAUUGUGCCGGCGCUCAAGCACUUGUGUGAGCGACUCAUCGCAAUUUUUGUGGUAAGACGGCCUCACAGAGGUCGCCCCGCUUCGACAAUUUGCUAGAUUUGGUGUUGUGUGUGGAUUUUUGACUUCGAAGAAAGAAUUCCUCACCACAAAGGUCGCGUUUUUGGUCGCUGCAAACACAGCUUGGUGGUCAGUCACUGUCGCUGUACACCGAACGCAGCCGACGGCUACUGGGAGACGCCGCGAUUCGUUUUCACCGUUUUGACUACCAGUUUAUUCACGGAGUUCGCUUACUCUUUUGGCAGAGUCUGGUGGAGCCUGAUUAAACACAUAGAGCAAGGCAGCUUAGGGUUUCGCGGGUUUGCUUCCUUCCUUUGUUUCCGUCCGCAGAGGCACCGUGAGGCUGCGUGGCGUGCAUUUCGCUCUGCCCUCGGCGGAGAACCUCACAGAAGCGGCUUUGUACUGGCGCUCGCGCGGUUAGCUCCACGAGGAGAGGUCGCUGGAAUUGACUUUUUGUAAAGAAUUGUUUACCUUUCGCCUUUAGACAACUUCGGGAAGGAGCCGCGCGGCGUCCUGAUUUAGUAAAGGAGCCACGCAGAAAGGUUCUCGUCCCAGCACGGGCGCGAAGCAGUUGAGUGGUCUCCGGACCUCACACACGAGGGAGAACACUCCCUCGACGGCUGCGUUGUUUGUUUGGGUGCGGUUCUUUGUUUUGCCCUCUUUUGUGAGAUUUUCUCUCUCCAACUUGCAGGAGAGCGAGUAAUGUGCGGCGUUAGCGCCUUUUGUCGUAGAAAAUGGAAGAAACCCAUGAUAAUGCCAUUUUGAGAGUGCCGUAGCCCACCCGCAUUCCGUGUAUUUCCCGUCGGGUCCGUGUCUCUCGGGAAGCCUUCGUAGAAUCUUGUUUUUCGUCUCUCGCUGACUCUGCCCUUUUCAAAUGAAAUUUUUUGUGGUUUCCAAGCGGGGAGACUGGGAUCCGUUGUCGAAGGGCUCGAUGGUCCGGCGAAGGUCUGUGCAGUUUUCUGGGCGCUGAAACGAUGCGCCUUUUUCCGCAAACCUGGCGCUCUGCAGCAGAGGGAAGUCUGAGGAGCUGACCGGCGCACGAAUUUCCGGCUGGUCAGCACGCCGCCGCGCGAAGAAUUUCUCGCGUUUCUGUGCAUUUUUUUCUAUCCUUUCUUCCGCGCCCUAUCGGCGGUUCUGCUUGCACCUUGUGUCUAGGAAUGCACUCUGUCUUUUUGCGCCCGGCAACUGGGGGUGAAUUUUUUCUCGCGUUCUCCCCUUCCAGUCUCUCGCAGACCUUUGCUCCCCUUGUCACUAUCCUUUGUGUUGUGAGUCUUUCCCCGUCCGUACCGCCAAGCUUCAGCCGUUGUUUUCCGCGUUUCGUCGCCGAGUCCGGCUUCUCCGGUCUUGCGCAGCCGUACGAGGAACCCAGUUUUCGUGGAUUUUUUAAUGCCUUUUUGUGCCCCAGUGCGGAACAACACAGAACCUUUUACAAGCGCAAAUCUCUCUCGGGUUCCGAACUUCGAGCUCACUCUCCCUCCUUUCUCUCUGUUGAAGAAGGCACGCGAAGCGCCAGCAGCUGCGCCGUCGAUUUAUGUAUCCGGUGCCGCGUUUCCCCGACAACGAUUUAGAUGCUGAGUUCUGUUGUGUCUUGUUUAGAGAAAUCUUUCGAGUUUCUGGAAGUCCAGUGGUUCCGAAGGACCGACGCGUUGAGCAUUUUCGGUGGCUUCCUAAAUUCGUUCCGGGUCGUCCCCAGUGUCUUCUUUUUCCCCACUCGGUUUCCUUUGCAGAACAGCGGGGCCGGGGCGCAGAGCCCUUCGCUUUUAGACAAAAAGAACAAACGGUAGAAGCCCUCUGAUGGAAGCUCUACGGCCUCGCUGUCUUGUUACGUGGUAACUCGCGUUCCUUGGUUGCCAGCGCUGUGGGUAGCCGGCAAAGCAGACCGUGUCGCCUUUCUACGAACUGAAUGAGCCCAGGCUUCUGUAACGGUUUUCGAUGAACAGACGUCGAAGAGCUCGCUCCUUUUCGUGUGCACCAGAGUGCUUACACAAGACUUAGACGCCCGUGUCUCAGUUGUCUCGGAGAGAGAGCGGCUGCAAGAGAAUUCGAGAGUUAUUUUUCUUUCUCACAGGUUCGCGGUUUCGAAGGGGACCGGUGACUGCCGCAACCCAAGCUUCAGGAACCCGGAGAAAGGAAAUUCCAACAGGUUCUCACACAGUCUGAGGAUCCGAACUCUCCAGAUUAUCUGACCUGUUACUCUCCACUUCGAGUCCUUUCACAGUUUCUCGACGGCAUGCCGCCUGUCCAGUCUUUCUUCGCGUCUGGCAUCUCUUGGUGGCGACAAGUCGAGGAUCUCUAAUAACGGCCGUCGGGAUUAGCUUAGAUGUGAGCUUUCCCCGUCUUCAGUCUCGCGCCUUCUGCCUCGCAUCUCGUGCUGUGACGCAGGCCGGGGGCUCUGGUCGACCUGGGAGGUGAAACUGUAUCGGUCUGUCAUCGGUGUCGCUGUUCUGCUCGUUUCUGCUCUCUCUCUGAACACACAGGCGCGUGCCGCCCUCAGCUUCGCGCCUGUAUCCUUUUGCCUGGUGUCUGCCGAGACCGGUCGGAACUGAGCGCAUUUGUCGCGUCUCUUCGUUUUCUCCUCUUCUUCGUCUUGAUCUCUCCCUGCGUGUCUGUCCGUCUCGACAUGUGCGUAGACGCGGCGUUCAGUCUGUGUUGGCCUGCCCUCUCUUUUCCGAGAUUCCGCUGUGAGCACGGUCCCGUCGGUGUGUAGUGAUCGCCGCCUAGACCCGCAGGUCAUGGCGAUGCAUCGAGGGCCGUAGGAGCGUCUGUCCUCGCUGUAUGUGUUUCUCCUCGCCGAUUCCAGAGCGGUCUUGCGCUCUCGUGGCGCCUCCCUCGCAGCCGCAGAAUCCGCAAUCUGACGAUGGAAGGCCGCGAGACAUCUGCGGGAAGGCCUCUCUCUUCUCGCCUGCUUCAGCUCGCGCGCGAAGCUGACGAGGCAGAAGCAGCGGGUCGCCUGGACCUGACCUCGCCCCUCUGCGCCGCUGCCUCUCCCGACAGCCUAUGUGGAUCCGACAGUCGCCUCCUGCAAGCCGCCGGCGAAGGAGACGCGGCCGGGCCUCCCGCUUCUUCAGGGACUGUCUCCCCGCGCUCUCGGGCGCUUGGGAACCCGAUUCCCUUCGGAGACAGACAGCAUGCGCGACGCCUCACCUCCCUCCCGUAUCGACGGACCUCCUCUGCUUGUUUGAUUCCUCUCCUUUCGUCUUCUGCGGAGGGCCGGACGCCGUGGAGAGGCGAAGAGACCCCAGAGGCCAGGGGUCUCGUGUCUGUUUCCGCCCACGCAUCUGGAGCCCAGACUCGGGCGCGCGAGUCCCGCGUCUCGUCCGUCGCCUCCGAUUGCGAAGAGGGUGAAGUGUCUCCUCUCUUCUCGCGGCGGGAGAGGCCCCGGCAAGAGACCGUCGCGUUGCCGCCGCUCCCUCGGUCUUCCGUGGCGCAUGCAGGCCUCGCCGCAGACUCAGGGAAGAGCCUCCACUUCAGAGAAGCGGAAGUCGUUGCGGCGUUAGCGCCCGCGUCCUUCGCGCGGACCUUGUCUCGCCUGCGAACCCGCGGCAGAACUCGCGAGGGCGAGGAGACAGGCGCAGUGCUGGAACGAGAAGUCCCCAACGAAGACGGUCCAGAGUGCGCGCCCGUCGCAGCCACCCCCUGUGUCCCCGAGAAAGAGCGAGAAAAAGAGAGGGGGAGAGAGAGACGGUUGGUGGAGGGUAGCACAGAAGAAGGUCGGCGAGGAGCGGACGCAGGUUUCCUUGGUCCGAGUGGAGAGCGAGAAUGGCGAGAGGUCUCGUUAGAGGACGAGUCUGCGCAGCCGAUGGUUUCGUUUGCACCAGGCCAGAACCGAAUGCGUCAUCUCCGGUACCAGCGUUCCUCUUCUUGGGAACCGAGCACAGCUGCUGCGUUUGGGUCUCAACCACCCACGGGGACCGGCGCGAACCGCGCGCCGCUGCGGGCGGGCCUCGCCCGCGCGGGUCUCCAAGGCCCCUCGCCGCCGGCCCAGAACGGCGCGGCGAACUCGCGAAGUGGGGGCCCGGCUCACUGGGGGGCGGUCCCGAACGCAUGCAGUUCCUUCGCGACGGGGUCGUCUCCGGCGUCUGCUGCGGGAGCAGUCGCAGUCCCUGACCUCGCUGCGUCGGUCGCACUGCAGCACCAGAUGGUCCGACUGGCUGAAGAGCUGCUGUACUCGCCGGAGGAGAGUUUCCACUCGGGUCCCGUGCAGCGAGGCGCGCAUCCGUCGUCGAGUGCGUACCCUCCCGCCUCCUUCACCUUCCAUGAACAGCAGCAGUCGCUGUUCCACCUGGACAAAACGCGCGUUCCCGUCCUCGCAAGUUCGGGUUCCAACGCCGACAGCCUCGGGCCUUGGGAGGCCCUCUCGCCCAACGGGCCCGCGCGCUUCGGCGGGACUGUGACCCCUGGAAGUCUGCUCGGUGGGCCAGGGUACCCCACGCGCGGCUCCGAGGGAACCUUCGACUUCGACGCCCCCCGCAGAGACUCCACCGGCUUCUGGGCCUUCACUGGCGUGUGGGCAGACCAAGACGCCGCAGCGGCAGAGUUCAAGAAAAUCGCCGCAGCACGAGGCGGGAAUGGUUUGAUGACCCUCCACGCAUUUCGUCUCUUGGUGACGAUCUUUGUCAUUUUGGAUGUCCUGAAGUUCGGGGCUUCGACCUACUUCCCUCCGUCGAACUACACCGCCUUCUUGGUGUUCUUGUUCCUCAAUUUGGGCGUGUGGCUGUUCUUUCUGGCGGAGGCCGCGCUGAAGAUUCGACUUCUCGGUUUUCGGAGAUACAUGAAUUCGCUCUUCACGUUCUUCGACGGAUUCCUCCUGCUGAUCCAGUCGGCGGCUCUUGCAGUCCGAUUCGCGAUCGUCCUCGAUCCAGACGGAGUUGGAAAACCUGUUUUCGACCCCGGUUCGGUCGAGCGAGACGACUCAAUCGUCAACGAGUUCAUGCAAAGCCGCAUCCACGUCGCCCUCCUGACUCUGGACACGAUUCAACUUUGCCGCGUCUACCGCCUCACCUUCUCGUGCCGGGAGCUUUUUCUUCUCACAAAAAGCAUUCUGCACAGUCUGCGGUCUCUGCAGUGGACGGCGUUGUUCGUCUUUUGCGUGAUUUACACUUGCGCUAUCUUCUGCACAUGGACAUUCUAUGAUGCAGACGACGCUGAGAUGAGUCUCCUCUGGGGCAACUUGAUUCUGUCGAUGUUCACACUCUUCACAGUUCUCACCCUGGAAGGAUGGAAUGGAGUAGCCAAUUCAACCGCAGAGAAGCAUCCUUUCAGUCGCAUCUUCUUCGUCUGUUUUAUUUGCUUUACUACGCUGACUCUCUUGAACAUCGUUACUGGAAUCAUUUUGGAUGCGUACGUGGACAUGUCGAGUCGCCUCGCGGCGGAGGCGAGUUACCACGAGCACUUGGAGAAGGACGCGCGCAACGAGGAUUUGUUGACGAAGGCGUUUCAGCAGACUGAGUUUCUGUUUUCGUUGCCUGCGAGUGCGGCUGCGACUUCCGGCUUCCGGAACUGGACGAGUCUCUCCCGCAGCUCAGGCGAGGGGAACAAGUUGUCUCUGGACUCCGGAGGGCCGAAGAAAGUGCCGGAGGCGGGGAGUUCUGACCGCGAGAAGGGUGAGGAACGGCGAAGCCAGGCGUUUGCGCGAGCGAGCACAGGGACCUUCUUCAGUCCUGCGCAUGCAGAGCCGGACCGCGAGGCCUCAGCAGCCUCUGCCUUCUUCGUAGAGGGAGACCGGACUUUCCAGACGGUCGGUCAGUGUGGGUCGUCUGCAGGCAGAGGCGCGAAGCUCGAGAGGAAAACCACGGGUCUCACUAGCGAGUGUUCCACGACCGCCCGGCCGCCCACAGAGGGCAACGACGGCAGCAACGCGGGAAGCGGCGAAGGUGCAGAAAAGGGAGAAAAGACAGACAAGUGCGAUAGAGACGAGAAAGGCGAGAGGGGAGAAGAUCGCGGGUGUGCGCCGAGGAAGGCUCAGGAGACUUGUGGGGUGGAAAAGGGAGGAGGUGACGGAGACGGACAAGGACCAGGGUCGUUGGAGGAGACAGAGGACGAGGAGAGACGACGAGAACGCCGAAGCACCCUCGACGGCGACAGCAGCGGAGACGCUCACGAAGACUCGCAGGCCUGGAACGAAAAGGACCGGAAGCCGAAGCAGUCCGGCGCCGCGAGGUUCCUCAGAAGGGUCCAGGCCAGUGGCAUCUUCCACCUGGGACGCAAAGUCCCACACGUCGAAGAAGAGAAAAAGGACGAACGAAAAGUCGUCGCCUGCCUCAACCUCGCCAACCUGCAUCCCCUCGACAUCCUGCAACACCCUGCAAUCCUCGACGCCCUCGAGAAAGCAGGCAUUCCGCUCUUCCAGGCGUUCGAUGUUCUCAAUCUCUACUACACUCGCGGGGUCGAGUUCAUCACUGUGAAGGAGUUUGCGGAGUCCUGUGGACGAGUGUGCGGGACAUCGACGGGUCGGCAACUGCUGCAGAUGCAAAUUGAUCUCCACCAGAAACUGAAUCGCGUAGAGAAGCGGGUGCGGAGACUCACCAGGGCUCUCGUUCAGCAGCAACAGCUCGUCCUUCUGCAGCAGCAGCAGCUCCUCAGUGCAAGUACACCCGUCACCCGGUCUCGUUCGAUAUGGGGGUGGAGCGAUAAGGAGAGGAAAACAGACUUUGUCGACAUCUCAAGGAGGGCUAGGUUUCGGAAAAAUAGAGCCAUUCGUCCCACCGCGGCUCACGGGUUCGGAGCGGCGAUUGAGGAAACGACGCUUCCCGAGCACUUCUUGCCCAAGGUGGGCAAGAUCCCAAAUGUUGAUACAAAGCUUGGAGGCAGCGACACCGUGGCGACUUUGGUGACUACUGACACGCACCGGGUUCUGUGGUGUGCUCAGAAACGGGACUUUUCGAAGUUUAAGCGGGGUUCGUUUUACUGGGGUUCUCUUUUUUCGUGAGACUUCUUGUGCCCGAAAGGGUGGGAUCACGAGGCCCUGGCUUCUCCUCGUUGACUGUCUGGCAUUCGUGGCGUGCAGUGGCAUUCGUACAAGCCCCCAAAGUCGUCGUGGGAGGAAUUCUGGGAAUUCUUCGCUCUCGUGCAGGAUUCCUCUCGCCUGUGAUCAAAGAGAGUACUUUGAACAGCUGUUUCUCUUUGUUCUACCGGGCUACAGUUGUCUAGACUCGCCAAAUUUGUCCACGUUUCCCCCCAUGUUGUUGCCUGGAAUCGAUGGUGUAAAAGCCGCUUGUGUUGUGGGCUAUCGGGGUCUCUAUCCAUUUUUCGUGCUAUCCGCAAAUGAAAGCUUCGUAUUCGAUGCUAGAAUGUGUCGACAUUUUUUCGAAGUUUCAUAGUUUCUCGAGGUUCAGUGUGUCAUGAAUGCCCUCAAAUGUUAAAACGUGUCUCCGCCUUCCUUCUAAAGUGUGAGUUACCGUACUUUCUAUGAGUUCUUGCCCUUCGGUACUAGGGCAGGAGUUACAAGACGAGCUGCAGUGAAAAUCGGGAUAUCAUUAGAUCCAAAAUGAAAAAAUGGUUGCGAGUUCUGAUACUUAUCGCUGCUAUCAUGCAGUAUGCGCCAUAACAGGGGGAGGCGAUGAAAGUAAAGGUAACAGAAAUGUAAACGCAGCUCCUUCGAGGUAACCAACUCGAAUACCCAGGAACCAGACGGGUCCUCGGGACGCAGCUGCGAACGUGAAAAAUUCGAUAAGUUGUAGGUCAUGUCCUUGAGGCGGGAGCUCGAGUGAACAGUCGAGUCAUUGCUAUUCGAAAGUUUAAGCAGUUCCCAUAGUUCAUUACGAGAAUUUGUAAGAUAGCGUCGAGAUGCAAGUGCGGAGACUUUUGUAACCAGUCAACACCGAUUCGCCGCGAUGCCAGGCAGAGUCGCUGGAAGUCAUGGGCAUCAGGGCACUGAUCUCUGUAUGAGUAUGCUAGAUGACAACCCUGCAACAAUUGAGUGAAGUGUUGCAGGUGGUCUGCGCACUCUGCGGAAAUUACUUAUUUCGUCUUCGUAGUUUGACGAAGUUCAUGGCAAUGGCAAAAAGGUGCGGUGUCAGUGGCUGCGAGAAGGUGAGAAACGGGAAGCGCCCUGGUGCCAUUUUCUCUUGAUGUGUGUUUUCAGUGUUUCGUUCGAUUUUCCAUUCGAGCGCGCGAAUUGAAAAUACACCAUUAACACAUGGCGUAUGCAUCCAAUGCGGUUUAACAUGCUGCUGCGUUGUGGCUCUAAGCUCAGCAUUAUGCACUCUGAAAGUUGAAGAGUUGAGCAAGGCAGAUUUAAAAGCAGUUAGUCGUCGGUUGAAUGGGUUCGCCGUGUCCCGCCACUUCCCGGAAAAAGCACGGCCUUGGACUGUUGCAUGAACAAGACGAGACACAACCUGGAAAC
Toxoplasma gondii ME49 is the source of this 8418-nucleotide messenger RNA. Its product is annotated as transporter, cation channel family protein. The transcript has 13 exons. Bases 2932 to 7002 code for a protein of 1356 amino acids. Gene Ontology annotation, biological process: calcium ion import across plasma membrane. Gene Ontology annotation, cellular component: membrane; voltage-gated calcium channel complex. NCBI's taxonomy places the organism in Eukaryota, Apicomplexa, Conoidasida, Eucoccidiorida, Sarcocystidae. The record is from RefSeq and is a predicted model, not a curated record. Gene Ontology annotation, molecular function: high voltage-gated calcium channel activity.